AUGGCACAGUAUGAGGCAUGUAUCUCCAGUAUUAAAGCAACCAUUGAUUUGUUUAUUACAAUCCUUGAAGUAUACGAAAAUUCAAAUCUGGUUAUCAGUCAGGUCAAUGGAGAUUGGGAAACUCAUGAUCACAAGUUGAUCACGUACAGAGAACAUGUCUUAAAGUUGAUUCCCUUCUUUGAUGAAAUCACUUUUCAUCAUAUCCCAAGGGAAGAGAAUCAAAUAGCAGAUGCUCUUGCUACCAUUUCAUCUAUGUUCAAGGUCAAAUGGACCAACGAAACACCCUCGAUAACAAAUGAACACCUGGGCGGACCUGCAUAUUGUCUAGCAACUGACGAAGAAUCUGAUGAUAAACCUUGGUUCUACGACAUCAAGAGGUAUCUCGAGAAACAAGAGUAUCGUGAGAAUGCGUCCAUUACAGAUAAGAAGACCUUGAGAAAUCUCUCAGCCAAAUUCUUCUUGAGUGGGGACGUGCUCUACAAAAGAAAUUAUGACUGGUCUUGCUCAGAUGCAUGGAUAGACACGAGGCAAACCAAAUCAUAA
Molecule: messenger RNA, 543 nt
Organism: Lathyrus oleraceus (garden pea)
Lineage: Eukaryota; Viridiplantae; Streptophyta; Magnoliopsida; Fabales; Fabaceae
Exons: 1
Coding region: 1-543 (180 amino acids)
Molecular function (GO): nucleic acid binding; RNA-DNA hybrid ribonuclease activity
Source: RefSeq, a predicted model, not a curated record